AUAUUCGUCAGUCGAAUCAGUCGAAUCAGUCGAAUACAAUAAAUAACAACGAAACAACUAAAAUAAUUUACUAAAACAAAAUGCCACCAAAGAAAAAGGGAAAGGGUAAGAAAAAGGAUAAGAAGGAUCCAAAUAAACUAACCAUGGUGGACCGCACCUUCUAUGAGCUGACCAUAACCGAUUUGAAUCAGAAGCUGUCACGUCUGCGUUCCCAUGUGGCUGGACUGGAUGAAUCGAAUGUUGGCUUGUCGGAGAAGCUGCGUGAAGUUGAGGUGGAUCGGACCGAUGUGGCUGCCCAUUUGGAACGCAUGUUGGCCGACCGUAACAAUAGCAUAACCGAACUGGAGGAACGUCUGGUAGAGAUAUCCAAAGUGCGUGAGGAUGAGAAUCGUAGUGCCGAAGAGAAGAUAUCCGAGCUAGAGACCAAAUAUAAAGCCAUGCACGAUCAACUUAGUUCGGAGAUAAAGUUGCUCAAUGGUAAACUAAAUUCAUUGGACGAGUUUCGUAUACAACGUGAUGUAUUAUUGGCCAAAUUCGAUAGCCAAGAGGCCGAUCUCAAGGAAAAGGAAAAAGAACAAAAAGAGGCUCUCUACAAUAUGGAACAGAAGGCCGUGGUCGAAAAGGAUGCCCUCAAGAAGGAAGUCGAACAGAAAUUACUUCAAGUAUCCGAAGACUUUACACGUUCCAGUGAAAUACGAAAUGCCGGAUAUACACGACGUUUGAUACGUGAGAAUAUAGCCCUGCAAAGGGAGAUUGAUUCGCUGGUUACAUCCCAAAUCAAGUUGCAGCAACAAUUCAGCAGUCAAAAGGAAAAGCACAAAGAGAUCGAAGAGCAAUACAGUGCUCUGGAACAAAUCAAAAACGAAUUGGUACACAAUUCGGUGACCAAACUCAAAAUAAUCGAAGCUCUAACCUCGAACUAUGAGAAACUGAAGGCAAAAUAUGUUGAAAAUUUACGCUUCCGCAAGGCCUAUGAAUCCCAACAACAGACCGAUCAGAGUGAGCAGUUGAAGCAGAAGAAUGCAGUAGCUAAAUUGGAAGAUUUGACCAAGCAAAUAGAUAUACUCACCUUGGAGAAUAAGCAUCUGGUGGUAAUACAUGAACACAAUGAACGCGAACUCUUGCGUCUCUGGAGCGUUGUCCAUCAAAUAAAGGUUACGGUACGGGAUGCCAUUGUAGCCGAACAAAGUGCCACACUGUUUCCCCAACGACUGAUCGAUGCCAAAGUGGAUCCACCGGAAGUUAUUCAAGAAGUCCAGGAAGAUGCCAAGGCUUUCUGCAAGCUGACACGCAUGGAUUUGCUGUCCAAACUAAUGGACCUUGUUAGUUCACACUCUGAGGAAAUGCCGCGUCCUGCCUCAAUUGGUGGCACUUCUAUGGCUCUAUAUGCCCCCGGAAAAAUGGGCUUCAUGCCACAACAAUCAAAGGCCGCAAGCAAUGACAAGAACCGCACUGGAGUUGUUCCCAAACAACUAGUUGAUCCUUUACAACAGGAUGACGAGCAGAUGACUGGACAGGCACAGAAAAUACAACAUGGCAAUGAGUAUUCCAUUAUCGAUGUCGAACUUGGUGCCACUUUGUAUGUUUCGACAUCGCGUGAAGAAGAAUUUGUGGAAAUGGAAGAGGAGAACCCCGAAGAGUCAGAUGCCAAGAAGGAGGCACCACAACCAUCAGGGGCAGGAGCACCAAAUGCAGCGAUCCCAACUAAAACUCCAAUUCCCGAAGUCUCUAGUGAUCACAAAUCAUCUCGCAGUGUCGCUGGCCACGAGACUCAAAGUACAACCCAAACUGGUGAAGAGCAGACUAUCGAAGAGGAAGGAGAUUUCGAUAUAAAUCUUUUCUAUUAAUGAGACUUAUAUAGAAAAUGAUUAUAACUAUAUUUGUAUAACUGAAUAAAACUUUCGAUUCGACGAAUACAA
Drosophila willistoni is the source of this 1919-nucleotide messenger RNA. RefSeq names its product cilia- and flagella-associated protein 157. Bases 81 to 1847 code for a protein of 588 amino acids. Gene Ontology annotation, molecular function: microtubule binding. The record is from RefSeq and is a predicted model, not a curated record. Lineage: Eukaryota; Metazoa; Arthropoda; Insecta; Diptera; Drosophilidae. Gene Ontology annotation, cellular component: cilium; ciliary basal body. The transcript has a single exon.